Messenger RNA from Saprolegnia parasitica CBS 223.65, 260 nucleotides. RefSeq lists its product as hypothetical. Lineage: Eukaryota; Oomycota; Saprolegniomycetes; Saprolegniales; Saprolegniaceae. The transcript has a single exon. The annotation marks the transcript as partial. The record is from RefSeq and is a predicted model, not a curated record.
AUGAGCCAGCGCAGCGAGGACAAGCACCUUCUCGGGUGGGCGCGUAGCCUCUGGAAGACAGGCAAGGCACGCAAGACAGGCGGCGUGACGCAAGACGCGGCCGUCAACUCGAUGGCGCACCCGCUUCGCCGCUGCGAGCCGACGCCGACAUCUGCCGCGCGCCACGUGACGGUGCGCACGGCCACGCGGCGGCCACUGAGCAACCUCACGAGCACCAGCGACGACCGUGGCGCUGCGAACCGGAGCACGUGGCCAUGGGC